Messenger RNA from Galleria mellonella (greater wax moth), 2525 nucleotides. RefSeq names its product protein bicaudal D (gene BicD). Gene Ontology annotation, molecular function: dynein complex binding; dynactin binding; cytoskeletal adaptor activity. Gene Ontology annotation, biological process: microtubule anchoring at microtubule organizing center; regulation of microtubule cytoskeleton organization; protein localization to organelle. The record is from RefSeq and is a predicted model, not a curated record. The transcript has 12 exons. Gene Ontology annotation, cellular component: Golgi apparatus; cytosol. Bases 159 to 2375 code for a protein of 738 amino acids. Lineage: Eukaryota; Metazoa; Arthropoda; Insecta; Lepidoptera; Pyralidae.
UUAAUCUGUGCACUAAACGAACUGUCUCUGAUCUGUCAAGACGUUUUACUUUUGGGAGAAUGUAGAAACAAUUGAUUUUACACGUUUUAUAUUGUUGUUUUUCUGAGAUUAUUUACUUUGUUUAUGAAGAUUACAUACUUGGCCGUUUAACUGUCGAGAUGGCAGCCACGGCCGAAACUGAGAUGUCUGUGGCCGAGCUGAAAGCGGAAAUAGAAAGGCUGAGCCGUGAGCUCGACCAGGCCAGCAGUGAAAAAAUACAAUCAGCUCAACUUGGGUUGGUACUCCUCGAAGAGAAGAGUGCAUUGCAACAAAGAUAUGACGAAUUAGAAGGUAUUUACGAUAACACAAGACACGAGUUGAAAAUCACACAAGAGGCUCUUAUGAAAUUGGACACAACACAGAAGGUGACCACACGAAGUGGUAUAGAACAAGAAAAUGCCCUCCUUAAUGAAUCUGCUGCUAUGGAGAGUUCACUUACAUUACAGAUAUUGGAACUGGAAGGUGAAACAAAACAGCUCCGGCACGAGCUAGAGCGCGUGGUGAGCGAGCGCGACCGGCUGCUGGCCGAGAGCUCGGAGCUGGGCGCGGACAAGGCGAGCCGCGAGUCAGAACGCGCCGCCCUGCGCGCCGAGCUGCGCGAGGCGAGGCAGCGGGAACAGCGGCUGCUGCUCGACAUCGGUGACCUUGAGGACGAGAACAUAUCGCUGCAGAAGCAGGUCUCCGCGCUCCGCUCCUCGCAGGUGGAGUUUGAAGGUCUAAAGCAUGAAGUGCGACAGCUUCGUGAGGAGGCUGAGAAUGCGCGCGCAGCUGCUGAGGAGACAGCGGCGCUGCGUCGCAUCGCAGAGCGACAGCUGGCUGAAGCGUUGGAAGCGCUGCAGGCCGAGCGGGAGGCUAAGUUCGCUGCUAAGAAGGAACUUGAUGCACAUCUUAGCAGGGAGGCUGCCUACAAUAUCACCAACCUGGCAUAUAGUAUACGAGGUAUGCCAGAAGACGGCACAGAGGACGAGGGCGAGCCCGGCGGUUCUAACGCUGCGGAACUCGCGACCGCCAUGGGCGAUCACCACGCCGACCUGUUCUCAGAAGUCCACCUCCACGAGAUCUCGCGUCUUGAGAAACAACUCGAACAGGCACAUAACGAAAAUAGCCAGCUGUCGGCGUCGAUGCGGGCCGCGCAGGCGGCGGCGGAGAGCGAGGGCGCGGCGGCGGCCGUGCUGCGCGCCGGGCUCGUGCGCGCCGCCGGCCGCGUGUCCGCGCUGCACGCGCUGCACUCCGACUGCGCGCCGCUGGAGGAGGAGAAGGAGAAGUGCGCGGGCGGCGUGAGCGCGCGCGCGGCGCGCUGGCUGACUUGGUGGCGCGUGUCGGGCGGCGAGCUGGGCGCGCUGGCGGCGCAGCUGGCCGAGCUGCAGGCCGGCGCCGCGCCCGCCGACGGCUCGGCCGCCGCGCUGGCGCGCCAGCAGCUCGCGCAGCUCAGCGACCGCGUCGCCGAGGCCGAGGUGCGCGCCGCCGCGCUGCACGCCGACGCCGACCUGCUGCGCACGCUCGCCGGAGGUGCGGGUCGAGCGUUGUCGACGGCGGCGCCAGCUCUCGCAUCGGCCGCGGAGACGCUCGCGCAAAUCUACCACCACGUAUGCGCCAUCAACGGCACGCAACCCGAGCGGCUGCUGCUCGAGCACGCCGGUCAAACAGACGUGGGCGGAGGCGAGGGCCGGUCGGUGGAAGACGAGGCUCUGGCGCUGGCGGCCGGCGAGUUGGAGGGCUUGCGGGCCGCCGGCGGCGUCGCGCGCUCCGCAGACACGCUGCUCGACCAGCUCACGCACCUGCGGGCCGCGCUCGACACCGCGCUCGACUCGCGCAACAGGCACCAGCACCAGCCCGUGAUGGAAACCGAGGAGCGCGGCGCCGAGAUGGCGGAACUGCAGGAGCAAGUAAUAAAACUGAAGUCGCUGCUGUCGACGAAGCGAGAACAGAUCGCGACGCUGCGCACAGUGCUCAAGUCGAACAAGAACACCGCGGAGGUGGCUCUCGCCAAUCUCAAGUCCAAGUACGAGACGGAGAAGACCAUCGUCACCGAGACCAUGCUCAAGCUCAGGAACGAGCUCAGGCUGCUCAAGGAGGACGCCGCUACCUUCUCAAGUUUGCGCGCGAUGUUCGCGGCCCGCUGCGAGGAAUACGUCACGCAGGUGGACGAGCUGACGCAGUCGCUCGCCGGCGCCGAGGAGGAGAAGAAGACUCUCAACCAGCUGCUGCGCCUCGCAGUGCAGCAGAAGCUCGCGCUCACGCAACGCCUCGAGGAACUAGAGGUGGACCGCGAGAUGCGCACGCGGCGCGUGCCGAAGGCGGCGGGCGCGGCGCGCGCGCGCGGCCGCGACUUCUAGCGGCUCGUGCGCGCGCUCAAGGCCGCCGCCGCCGCGCUGCGCGCGCUGCUGCAGCCGCCGCGCGCGCGCGAGCACGCGCACCGCCCGCGCCUCCACGAAUUUAUACGUUGACCUCGCGCGCGGGGCUCGACCACUCCGACUUUUUAUAAU